This is a messenger RNA of Eimeria tenella, 6126 nucleotides long. RefSeq lists its product as uncharacterized. Lineage: Eukaryota; Apicomplexa; Conoidasida; Eucoccidiorida; Eimeriidae. The record is from RefSeq and is a predicted model, not a curated record. The coding region runs from base 1 to 6126 and encodes 2041 amino acids. Gene Ontology annotation, cellular component: nucleus; SWI/SNF complex. Gene Ontology annotation, molecular function: transcription coregulator activity. The transcript has 6 exons. Gene Ontology annotation, biological process: regulation of transcription by RNA polymerase II.
AUGGAAUUCAGCUGUGCAUGGGCCGCUUCCACUCGUGAGGCCCUUAAUUCGGGCGAUUUGUUCCUCGUUGAGGCGUUGCAGCUGCUGCUGCGCAGCAGCAACUCACCCGCUGCUGCUGCUGCUGCCUGUGCCGCUCUGCAGCUUGGGCCUGCCAGGCCCCAGGGCUCAAGAAGGUCGCAGCCAGCAGAGGUGAAGGACGCGCUCGAUUCGCUCUUUGCUGAUGCAGCAGCAGCAGCUGCUGCCGUUGCUGCUGCUCAGCAGCCAGUAGGAGCAGCAGCAGCAACAGCAGCAGCAGCAACGGCAACAAAUGCUACUGCAGACAUAUGCAGCAGCAGCAAUGUAGGCUUCGGAAAGGAAUGGGUGUUGGAGACUUGGGGGGCUCACUUCAGGCAGCACCUUGACGCCCAAAGUCGUGCUGCGUCAUUGCGACCUGCUGCUGCUGCUGCUGCUAGCACCCCUGCUGCUGCUGCUGCUGCUUCUGAAGGGCAGCUUGAAAGUCUCCAAAGUUUAGCUUCCGCUUUGAUGCAAGCAGCAGACAGUCUCACGAAGCUCCGGACCCCAGCUAAGGUUGGAGCAGCGGCGCCGCACGCAGCAGCAGCAGCUGCAGCAACUGCUGCUGCUGCGCCAAAGACGCAGAAUAGGUCUGGUGCAGCAAGCGGAGACAUUCAAGGAGUAGUCUCGAAAGCUUCAGGUAUACAGACACCGAAGGCGGCCCUGAACGGUUUGGCGCUGUCUCCCGCUGCUGCUGCUGCUGCUGCUGUUGUGUAUGCGCAGCUCUGCUGCUGGUGGCUUAACCUGCUGCAUCAGCAGCAGCAGCAGCUGCUGCUGCAGCAGCACCAAUCCAGCGGCGUAGAGGGUAAGCUUCAGCGGCUCUGCCGCUUGCUGCAGCAGAUUCUUCUCGUUCUGUCUCCGCUCUAUCUGCAAGAAACUAGCAGCGGCAGCAGCAGCAGCAGCAACCUCGGGGAAGUAGUGGCCUGUCCUUCAGCACUGUUUUGCAAGUGUUGGACACUGCGCACGCAGCAGCAGCAGCAGCAGCAGCAUAAGGAGCGGCCGGAUGGCCCUGGCUCUGCUGUGACGCUUUGCUACGCCCGCCGCUUUCUACGGGAUCUCUGUCAGCCAGAAGCAGCAGCAGCAACAGCAAAAGAAGACACAGCAGCAGCAGCAGCAGCAGCAACAGCAGCAGCAGUAGGCAUGAGCUUGGAAAAACGCAGCGCUGUAGCAGCUCUGGAGGAAUUUGCUGCUUUUACGGCCGCAGAAAUCCCUCGUGCAGCUCUGCUGCAAUCCAUCAAGUGUCAAACAGAGCAGCAGCAGCAGCAGCAGCAGCAAGACAUAUAUCUCCUGGAGAGGCCGUUGGGGCUCUGCAUCAGUACGCUGCUGCAUGACAAUGUGGACAGUUUUUCAGCAGCAGGAGCAGCAGCUGCAGCAGCAGCAACAACACAAGAAGCUGAAGCAGCAGCAGCAGCAGCAGAAGGACUAAGUUGGGGCCUCUCUUCCCUCGGACCCCUCAUUUGGAGGCUUCCUUGCAUGCAGCAGUUGCUUUCUGACUGCCAUGUGCAGCAGCAGCAGCAGAAGCAGCAGCAGCAACAGCAGAGGCAGCAGUGGCUCCUAUGGCGCCUGCUGCAGCUGCUGCGGGAGGAGCAGCUGCAGCAAAUGGCUGCUGUGGCUCCUCUGUCUUCAUUGUUUGUGCAGCUGCUGCUACACAGGGGCCCUUCGACACAGGGGCCCCCCAAAAGUCCUCUGGGGACCCCCUCAGGGGCCCCCUCAGGGGCUCCCUUGGGGCCCCCUUCAGGGGCGCCCGUGGGGGGCCCCCUGGGGGCCCCCUGGGGGGCCCCCAUGGAGAGCAGCAGCAGGGGGCCCCCAUCGGGUGAGCUGCAGCGUCCCUGCUGCCGCUUUGUGCUGUUUGGGUUGUGUCUUGAGCUGCUGAAGGAGCAGGGGGAGAAGCAAAGAGCUGCUGCGCUGCAGCUGCUGCAGUACAUGCAGCCAACAGCACCUGCGGGUGCAGCAGCAGCAAAAGCUGCUGCUGAUGCAGAUGUCUUGUGUAAAGCUUUUAGCUGCCUCUCUCCCUUGGUUAAGACGGCCCUGCUGCGAGCGCUGCUGCAGCAGCAGCACGAACCAGCAGCAGCUCUGACUGUCUCAAUAUCUGCUGCUGCCUCCAGCGAAUUCCCCGUGCGCAGCGCCGCCAGCUCUUUGUUGGUAGCAGCAACGAAGCGGCUCGCGGGGGCAGACGACGAGACGCAGCGGGCUUCUGCUGCAACUUUUGCCUUCUGCAGCGGCGCUGCAAUGCGCAGCAGCGCGGGAGCCGGCAGCAGCCUUCUUUGGAUCGACUCCUCCAGCUUGGCUUCCCCGCAAAUGCGGCCUCUCGUGGCCAAGGCGCUGCUGGCCCUGAUGCACACCCCCCCGCAGCAGCAGCAGCAGCCGCAGCAGCAGCCGCGGCGGAGUGCGCUGAUCAUUCCACAGAAUGCAGAGCUGCUGGUGAGGGGCCUCGCAGCCUGGGGGCCCCCUGGUGCUGCUGCUCUGGUGGCUGGCUUAAGUGUGGGGCCCCCUGGGGGCCCCGAAGAGAAGCUGCAGGGGGAAGCAGCAGUUGCUGUGCUGCUGCUGCUGACGCGCACAGACCUCACGACGCUGGCAGCAGACUUGCCUCCCCUUGAGGCCCUCCUGAGCAGCAGCAGCGACGUGGAGGCGGUCAGGGUGCUGCUCACUGCUGCUGCUGCUGCCACUGCUGCCACGGACAGCAGCAGCAGCAGCAGCAGCAGCAAAGCUGCACUGGCGAUGGACGAACCUGCUUCUGCGGCAACCUCGCUGCAGCAGCAGGAGGGGAAGCGGACUGUACAGCCGCCACCGGUGACCCCACCAGGGGCAGCAGCAGCAGCAGCAGCAGCAGCAGCAGCAGCAGCAACCACAGCUGUUUGCGGGACUGAGUGGCUACAGCUGCUGCUGCGCGCUCUUCUCUGCUGCCUCGGGUCUGUCUCGUUUGCUGCUCGGGCCCUCGCCGCCCGGGCACUGGCGUCUUAUAUGAUUCAAAGGGCCAAAACCUGGGGAGCCAGCAGCCUGCUGGAGGCUGUCACAGCAGCAGCAGCAGCAGCAGCAGCAGCGUCGCCGCAGUGGGACGCGAACGGCCGCAGCGGCUUGCUGCUGCUGGUGCUGGAGGUGCUGUCUCGCCCUGAAGCAGCAGCACUGGUGGAGGAAGGACUGGGAGACGCCCGUGUCUGCGGCUUGUCUAAACAGCAGCAGCAGCAGCAGCUGCUGCUGCUGCAGCAGCUACUGGAGACGGUGCUGCAGCUGCAGCAGGCGGCAGCCUGCCCCCGGCCUGCCCUAGAGCGCGUCCUGCUGCUGCAGGUGCUGCAGGCGGUCGCUGCUGCUGUUCCCAAGCAACACAAAGAAACUGUGUGGGCUGCUGCUGCUGCCGGCAGCAGUGCAGCACUGGGCCUGUACUUUAGCGGUCAGCAAGUAGCAGAAGCAGCAGCAGCAGCAGCAGGCAUCAGCAGCAGCAGCAGAAUGCCUCUUAUUCCCUCCAUCGGCCGCCCGGCCCUGCAGGCGGUAGCACUCCGCCUCCUUGUCGAGUGGCACCUUAGGCCCAGACAAGCAACAGCAGCAGCAGCAGCAGCAGCAGCAGCUUUGGACAGCGUGGCUACGGCGCUGCGAGGCGCUUUGGCUCUCGGCGUGCACCCACAAGCCAUACAAGAAGCCUUGUGUGCUUUGGUGGAGGCGACAGCUGCGAGCAGCAGCAGCCAGAAGCAGCAGCAGCAGCAGCAGCAGCAGCUAAAUGGAGGAAUCGAGGAGCCAGCUGCUGCUGAACAAGGCACUGAACAGCUCACGAGUGGUUUCGCUGCCCUGUGGGAUUUGUGUAUGCAGCUGCUGGUCGAUCCGGUGGCUGCUCUCGAAGCAGCAGCAGCAGCAGCAGCAGCAGCAGCAGCAACAGAGCCUGAGUCGGGCGAAGACAGUGCCCAGCAGCUGUGGCGCCUCUGCUACCUAAUCCCGCUGCAGGUUGCUGCUUGCCAGGCCUUGGCCUCCCUUGCAGUAUUUGCUGCUGCGCAGCCCGCGCUUUGCUGCUUAGUUAGCUGCGCUGCUCCUGCUGCUGCCAUUGCUGCUGCUGUUGCUCGAUCUCCAGCCUCACGGGCUGCUGCUGCUGCUGCGGCGGCAGAACAACUGCAUUUCUCAGCUGGCAGCAGCAGCACCACUGCUGCUGCUGCUCGGAUGCGCCUGGGUGCAGCGCUGCUGCGCUGCUCCGCCGCCACCGCCGCCAGAACCGCGGCAGCAGACACAGCAGCAACAGCCGAUGCAGCAGCAGCAGCUGAUACGGCAGAAGCAGCGGAGAUGAACAGUGUCAAAGCUCCCUCAGCAACAGCCAAGGAGCCCAACACCAGCAGCACCAGCAGCACCAGCAGCUGCAGCAAUGGCAGUAGCCCUACCACCACUAGCAGUCGCAGCACCGGCGUCGCUGCGGCUUUCGCAGCAGGAGAAGCAGCAGCAGCAGCAGCAGCAGCGGCAGCAGCAAAUGUCUCCACAGCACCCACUUGUUGCUUCCUACGGGCUGACAAUGCGUGGGCUGCCAGAUGGGCUGCUGUGCUGCUGGGCUGCUCGCAGCCAACGCAGGAAAUUGCUUUGCGGUUGAAGGCGGCAGAGGAUGAAGAUGUUGCAGUCAGGGAGGAAGCAGCAGCAGCAGCGUCGUCUGCUGCUGCCGGACUCCUCUCGUGUCUUCCGAGUACAGCAGCAGCAGCAGUAGGGUCGUUUGAGCGAGAGCUGCUGCUUGCUGCAGCAGCAAGCCCCGCCUUCAGCUUAGAGCCCCACGGGUUGGAGGCAGGAGCUCUUUAUCAGCUGCUGCUGGGGAUCCUGACAAAGGCUUUCCCAACAAGCGUUUGCUGCCGAUUUCUCUGGAGGCAGCUAAGGAGAGGUGGAAGCAGCGGCAGCUGCAGCAGCAGCAGCAGCAGCAGCAGUUGCUUCAGUCCCGAUGACCCAGGGAUGCACGCAGUGGAAGGGCAGCGGCAGCAGCAACAGCCGCCGCAGCAGCAGCAACAGCGACAACAGCAGCAGAGUCAACAGCACGCAGAUACUGAUGCUCAUUCUAACAGUCCUGCUGCACCUUCUGCUGCUGCUGCUGCUGCUGCUUGGCAGCUGUUUGAAGAGGAGCCGACGAAUAUCUACGCAGACCCGGCUCUCAGCCUUCAGCUGGCUGCUCGCGAGCUGCUGCUGCUGCUAAUGCAGCCGCAGGAGCAGCAACCGCUGCAGCAGCAGCCGCAGGGCAGGUGCCAGGGCAACAGUGUCGCAGACUGCGAUGCAGAAGCAGCAGCAGAUGCAGCAGCAGCAGCAGCAGCAGCACAAGCGACAUUAGAAAUAAACGUUAACCAAAACGUUACAUCUGCAGCUCUUGCUGCAACGCUGGGGGCAAUUCGCUGCAGAGGCGCAGCAGCAGCAGCGCUGCACGACUUGUCGUGCGCAUCCCCCAUAGCAGCAGCAGCAGCAGCAGCACCAGGUGCUGCAGCAGCAGCAGCAGCAGCACCAGGUGCUGCAGCAGCUGCAGCAGAAGGGAGCAGCAGCGGAUCGCCUGCAGCUGGAUUUUGGGAUGUGCUGCUGCCUGUGCGGGACGUCGCCGAGGACAGCAGCAGCACUUUGCAGCAUCAGCUGCAGCAACAGCAGCAGCAGCAACUGCUGCUGCUGCACCCAACGCAGCGGCCCCACUUUUUGUGUGCACUUCGCGCGCUGCUGUGCGUUUGGGUCAGCUCUGUGGUGGCGCUGCAGCAACUGGAGCAGCUACAGCAGCAGCAGCUGCUGCAGCAGCAGCAACAGCAGCAGCUGUUCCAGCAGCUGCAGCAAGACAAAUCUUUACUGGAGGAGCAGUUGAAGGCUAUAUAUAAGCAGCUGCAGCAGCUGUACGUACACCUCAGCGCUACUGCUGCUCACGGCCAACCUCCGCAGCCCCAAGUAGCAGCAGCAGCAGCUGCAGCGCUGCACUUUUUCAGUUCUGUCUUCUUUGCAGGCAAACACACACAGCAGCAGACGAGGUUAGGCUCGCUGGCUGCUGUUCCUGCUGCUGCAGAAUGUGACACAGCAGCAGCAGCAGAAGCUGCUGCUGCUGCUGCUCGGUUUGCUGCCUCGUGUUUGUUUCUGCUGAAUGAAGAAGAAGCUUGA